AUGGCAACGGCAGAAGAUCUCCCGGGCGCUGGGUUUGACAUGCAGCUUAUGGGAAAGUUUGCUCUAUCUCUUGUCGCCGUGCUGCUCAUUUCCUGGGCUUAUAAAUUCUCUGGGUCCUGGGGCCGGGGCCGGCGCUGGCGCCGGAGAGCGCCGGAUCAAUCUAAUGGGAGCGUCGGACCGCCGACAGAUUCCCAAACACCUGCAGGCACUUGCAUAAAAUGCAAAGCUGAGCUGCGGCCGGAAAAGGCCCAGGUACCGGCGAGCGCUGAGACGGGACGGGCCGAAGACUCUCCGCGGGAUCCGGAAAACGACCGUCCGGAACGCCGGGAAUACCCCGCUGAGAAUUCCAAAACUCAGAUCUCUGAGAAAUAUUCCAGUGAGGAUUAUGAGAGUGAGCCUGGCGGACGGCACAAGCACUCCCCAGAGAAUGGGACUUGGGACCGCCGCCAACCCCCCCUGAGCCCUUCGGAAAAGGAGGCUGUGGAACACAUCAAACACCGCCCUGAGAAUUCCAGAAAAGGUCUUUCGGAGCAGCGGGAAUAUCGCCCUGAGUCUCCGUCGGCGUACAGCCACGCCGAAGUGCUUCAGAGCGAGCCACAGCCAAACGGCGAGGGCAGAGGCGCUCCCCGCGGUCUGGGCUGCACGUUAUCUCCGCCGCCUGCCACCGAACCGGGCCGAGCGAGCCCAACGGGCCGGCGCUCCCCGUGCACGCUGAGGAAGCUGGAGCAAAGUGCCGGCGUGCGGCGGGAACUCCGCCAGGACCUGGGCCACCCCGGCACCUUCUCCAGCUUCCGGUCCAAGGUGGAGAUCCGGGUGGAGGACGCCAACCUGCUCCUGGAGAGGCCCGGCCGCGAGCAGGUGGAGGUGCGCGGGAAGAUCUACGAAUUCUACGCCGAGUCCUCCUCCCAGUCGUCCGACUACCCGUCCAGUCCGGACGUCCGGAGUCCGACAGUGAGGCAGUACCAAGACCUCACCUCACAGGACCUACAGCCGCGGGGGAGGGCGAUGGGAAGAGAGCGCUACGCUGGAGGCAGAACCGCCAAGCUACCCGUCACCCCAGGAUCCCACGUCUCUCCCCUGAUCAUGCGGGAUGUUGGAGAAGGAGACUCAAACCCGAUCGGCUCUACGGCUCGUUCCACCGUGGAUCGGAGCCCCAGCCCCAGUCUGCCAAACAAACCACCAAUCCGCUUCGAGUCCCCAACAAGGGCCCACUUCUCACAGCCACCACUAGAGAGCGCUAGAAAUCCGGAGCUGGACAGUCUAAUAGGCCGACUGAAUCUAGGCAACUGCCUACAAGCCCUGACUCUCGCCAGAAAGUACAGACAUGCAAGCCUGGAGGAAUCAGCCCUGAGGGUCAUGUCGGACAACUACCUACAGGUGCUACAAGAUCCAGGGCUAUACGGGAGGCUGACUGCCCAUGACCGAGAGGAGAUCCGCACUCAGAGGAUGAAGGGGAGGAAGUACUUAAUGGCGGCCGACAUUAACCCAGAGGACUGGAUGAGGACCAGGGCGAUGGCGGGGUCCAGUGACUCCGGCGUAUCCAGCGGGCUGUACUGUUACGACGACUACCAGGACACCUGGCACCACAUGAGUCCCCUCCCCACAGAGGUCGUGUCGGGGGGCUGCGCCGUGUGCACGAUGGACAACUACCUCUUCGUCGCCGUGGGCUGCGAGGGCGCCGGCCGCUACGCGCGCCCGUCGGGGAGGGUGUUCUGCUUCAACCCGGCGACGCGCGGCUGGACGGAGCUCCGGCCCAUGAACCAGGCGAGGCGGCAGUGCAGGCUGGCGGCCCUGCGGGGGCAGGUGUACGCCGUGGGCGGGGAGGGCCUCCGCACCGUGGAGCGGUACGACCCGCAGACGGCCCGCUGGAGCUUCGCGGCCCCGCUGCCCGUGGACGGGGCGCACCGCGCGACCUCCUGCGCCGGGGAGCUCUUCGUCCUGGGCGGCGGCCCCAGGCACGCCCUGCUGCGCUACGACCCGCGGGCGGACGCCUGGCGGCAGAGCCCGGUGGCGGGCGGCCCGGGGAGCACCGUGGAGCUGGCGGCGGUGCGGAGCUCCCUCUACCGCUUCGACGUCCUCCCCUCGCGGGGCCUCGCCGUCUACCGCUACCACGUGACGGCCCGCCUGUGGUACGAGUGCUGCCGCAGGCGCCCCGCCCCGCGCCCCGCCUUCCGCUGCGUCGCCGUGGACGACGUCAUCUACUGCCUGGGCCGCGGCUUCGCCGCCCGGCUGCUGGCGCACGAGGUCUCGCCCGCGUUCGACGAGGCCGACCCGCGGAGCCUCGCGGCGGCCGGCGGCGACCUGUUCCCCUUCACGCUGGCGUUCCCCGAUAAGAGCGCGCUGCAGACCGGUGUCUGA
Messenger RNA from Conger conger (European conger), 2358 nucleotides. Its product is annotated as kelch domain-containing protein 7A-like. Bases 1 to 2358 code for a protein of 785 amino acids. The transcript has a single exon. Gene Ontology annotation, molecular function: protein binding. The record is from RefSeq and is a predicted model, not a curated record. Lineage: Eukaryota; Metazoa; Chordata; Actinopteri; Anguilliformes; Congridae.